Molecule: messenger RNA, 1405 nt
Organism: Ixodes scapularis (black-legged tick)
Lineage: Eukaryota; Metazoa; Arthropoda; Arachnida; Ixodida; Ixodidae
Product: guanylate-binding protein 5-like
Exons: 13
Coding region: 50-1405 (451 amino acids)
Molecular function (GO): GTP binding; GTPase activity
Source: RefSeq, a predicted model, not a curated record
CCGGAUAUUUCAAAAUUAACAUCUCUUUGCUGCUUCCGCGCUUCGAAGCAUGGCGACCGCGGCUGGUUCAAAAAUAUUUCAGAAUAUCCCUGUACCUAUCUUAUUCAUACUUAUUUCCUGCUUGGUUUCCUUCGGAAAAGCAAAUUUCAGACAAUUUGCGGACGAGCCUCUGCAACUAGUUAAACCAGACCUAAACCACAAAAGGCUUGUGUUGGUGAAGGAAAAUAUAAAGGUCGUGUCUAAAAUCGAGGGGCUUGUGGCGACCAUAGCCGUCGUCGGGAAGUUCCACUCCGGCAAGUCUUUCCUCAUGAACCAACUGAUGGGGAAGACCAAGGGAUUCGGAAUAGGCCCCACGGUCCGACCUGAAACGAUGGGCAUCUGGAUGUGGGGACAGCCACUGAAGGUCAGGCUACCCUCAGGGCAGAAUUUAUCUCUAAUCUUCUUGGACACUGAAGGCUUUGCCGCAAACAAUGUCUCUGAAAACUAUGAUGCCAAGAUUUUUGCUGUUGCAACCCUUAUCAGCUCGCACCUGAUCUACAACUCAGUCAAGAUAAUCGACCAAGCUGACAUUGACUACCUGGAGCUGUUGGCCAGACGCACACAGCUCUUUGCCUUGCGGUCACAAUUGUCUCGUGCCAAAUGGAACGACGGUUUCGUCCAUGAUCUGCUCAGCUUUCCGCCACUGCUUUGGGUGGUGCAGGACUUUGUGCAGACAACUCUUGACAAUGAGACACCUACCCAGUGGUUGCACCGGCUCAUGGAAACUCACAGCAGAGAGAGCGAAGACUACAAGAUCAGCCUUCUUGAUAUUUUUAAAUCGCUGGAGUGUCACACUCUCUUUUUGCCUGCCGUCAAGCGCCUUCUUCUGACUGAUUUAUCCGAGGCCAGGGAAGAAGACCUCACAGAAGAGUACAUUGAGGAGAGAGAUGCUCUUUCUAAAAAGCUCCUUGCAACCUUAGUGCCAAAGACAUCAGGAAGACCAAUCACAGGAGCUGAACUCGUCACACUUUUUGAGGUCCUUGUGGAGGCCUCUAAUGAUGGCUCUCUUGCUGAUGUACCAAGCCGUUGGACUUCCUUUGUCGAACGAAUAAUGGAUUCUUCUACCGAAGACUGCACUCACUUCUAUGAGUCUGAGAUGCAAGUCCUUUUUAAGAAAAAUGACAACGGACCUGUCAAAGAAGGUGUCCUUGUGGAGUGGCAUGCUCAAGCAAAGAAGAAAUCAUUCACUCUUCUCACACAGUUGCUGCAUGGGUUGUCAGAUGCCCUCGAGUCGGCAAGCACUCAGCUAGGAAAGAACCUGGAAAGACUUCAUGCCAGGCAGCGUGACUUGAACUCCAAGAAGGUUCGGCUCUUCUGCUCCAACCAGGAACAGAAAUAUCUGGUCAGUAUUGCCUCUCCAGAAUAA